Penicillium atrosanguineum is the source of this 2205-nucleotide messenger RNA. Its product is annotated as putative AAA family ATPase. Bases 1 to 2205 code for a protein of 734 amino acids. Lineage: Eukaryota; Fungi; Ascomycota; Eurotiomycetes; Eurotiales; Aspergillaceae. Gene Ontology annotation, molecular function: ATP hydrolysis activity; ATP binding. The record is from RefSeq and is a predicted model, not a curated record. The transcript has 2 exons. Gene Ontology annotation, cellular component: cytoplasm.
AUGUCCGAGAUUCGCAGUUUCACCGUUCGGCCGUUGUCAAAACAGGCCCGGAGUGAUUACAAGGAUGCAUUUCGGGUCUACCUAUCAUCAUCCUCCCUGGCUGCGUUGAGGCUCCGCGCUGAUGAUCUCUGCUGCCUGACCUCUGCUGAAGGAGCCCCGAAGACCGCGAUUGCUUGGACUGCGGUGGAAAACAUUCAAAGCACCGUGGUGCAAACCUCGAGGGCUCUCCAGGAUUGCUACGGAAUUAAGGUAGGAGAAAAAGUCGGAAUUAGCAGGAUAGACGGCGCUCUCGACAACGUUGAAUCUGUUUUCCUGCUUGAUUGCUCCGAACAUGAGAAAAUCGCAAGGUAUGGAUCGAUAGCCGCCGAAGAACGGUGCCACUGGGAAUGGGCUUUGGAAUUUCAACUUCUGAGAUGUGAAGUCCUCGCCAAGGGCCUUACUUUUGAGUUAGAGCUUAAGGGCCAGCGUCGGAGCUUCCAGUUGAUGAAUAUACACGCCCAGAAUUCAAGCCCCAACCGCACCAUUUUUCGGUUUACGAAGGAUACCAAGGUUUGCAUCGGAACGGAAAUGGAGGCGCCCGAAGAGCCUUCCUCUUCCGACAUCACCGUUCAGUCUACAAAGCUAGGGGGUCUCUCGCGACAGAUUGAAGACAUUAAUGAGAGCUUGUCCGACUUCAAUAUCGACCCACGCAAACCGAAUAUGCCUUCAUUCUAUGAGCACAGCCGGGGUAUUCUUCUCUAUGGACCAAAGGGAACUGGAAAGACAGCUUUGCUGGAGCAGAUUGAGAAGGCUGGCUGGAAACAAGUCUUGAAAAUUGGAACCUCAUCGCUCGGUCGAAGUAUUAACGAAAGUGAAUCGAAGAUUCGCAACGUUUUUCAAGAAGCUGCGCGCUCAAAGCCUAGUGUCAUCAUCAUCGAUCAACUGGACUUUGUCGCACCGAAGCGAACUUCUCUAGAGUCUCAAUCACUGGCUUCCGUCCUUUGUGAGAACUUGGACGCGAUUCGGAGCGCGUCGAUUCUGGUUGUGGCCGCAACCAGGCAUCCAAACAACGUUGACGAUGCGCUCAGAACUCCACAUCGAUUUGGCGCAGAGAUUGAGCUACAGGUUCCAACGGCCCAGGAUCGGGCAGAGAUUCUUCGUGCGAUCCGUGGGCCCGUUUCCGCUGGGUUGACAGAUGAGCUAGUUGAAUAUCUUGCAGAGAAGACACAUGGAUAUGUCGGCGCGGACCUCUUUGCUUUGCUGCAGUUGAUUUGUCGGAAAGCCCGCCAACGGCAGCUGCUGGAGCAGGACUCCACACCCCAAUGCUCUGAUCUGUCCACUGAGAUAGAAAAUAACCGGCAUGUUAGUGUCGACCUAGUGAUACAAGAGACUGAUAUCAUGUCAUCCUUGCAAGAGAUUCGGCCUACAGCCAUGCGCGAGGUGUUCUUGGAGACUCCAAAGGUGAGAUGGACAGAUAUUGGCGGACAACACGAAGUAAAAAAACGCCUGCAGCAGGCUGUCGAAAGACCUCUCAAGCAAAAGGGAGUUCUUCUUUACGGCCCACCUGGGUGUUCUAAGACAUUGACUGUCAAAGCCCUGGCCACAGAAGCUGGGUUGAACUUUUUGGCCGUUAAGGGUGCAGAAAUUCUGAGCAUGUAUGUCGGAGAGUCUGAACGGUCGCUGAGGGAGAUAUUUCGCAAGGCUCGCGCGGCACGACCCAGUAUCAUCUUCUUCGACGAGAUUGAUGCCAUUGCCGCUCGACGUAGCAGCAGCUCCAACGGCGGUGUCAAUGUUCUGACGACUUUGCUCAACGAGAUGGAUGGUAUUGAAGAAAUGCGGAACGUGCUGGUCAUCGCGGCCACGAACAAGCCAGACGUCCUUGACCCAGCACUCAUGCGGCCCGGUCGUUUGGACAACAUCCUAUACAUUGGACCACCUGAUUUUGAGGCGCGGAAGGAAAUUCUGCGAAUCUGGUCAAGUAAAUCUGUCGUCGAUCCGGAAGUGGACCUGGACGAACUGGCGACCCUCACCGAUGGUUAUUCGGGAGCGGAGAUGGUGAGCAUAUGUGAGACUGCAGGAGAUGCGGCCUUGGAUGAAGAAGAAGAGACUCAGCAAGAGCAAAAUGUGAAAUUGAAGCAUUUUGAAUACGCCUUGGGUCAGGUGCGGCGACAGAUCACAGACAGCGUCAUUGCGGAAUACGAGCAAUGGAGAGAUGGACAGUCCUAA